UCUGCAGGAGGGGAGCUGGGAUAAGGAGAACGAUGCGGCUCCUGCAGGGAUGCUAUGUGGGAUGCAGCGGGACCUGCAGCUCUCCCUGCCUCCCUUCAGGGGGCACUUAAACACCCAGAGGCAGAGGGAUGGCUCCAUCCUCAUGCUGGGGAACAUACUGGCAUUCCUGGUCUGGCCUGAUGCCUGAUCACCCUCAACCAAUGUCGGGUCUGCUUUGUGCUGCUCAGGGCUCGUUCCCUGUUACGUACCCAUCUAAGGGCUGGAGAACUGAGCCUUCAGUGAGGCUGGGCCAAUUAACCUGCCUGCCCCAUGUCAGGCCUUGUCCCUGUGUGGACACACUGCUGUGAACCAGGUCCUGUGCUGACCAGGGCAUGGAAUAGACCGAGCAGCCUAAGUUCUAUUUGCUCACACACCCCUUCAGCCACAGCAGGACGGGGAUAACCCUAACAACUCCAUAUAAGCCUCCUGAGAGCUCCAGCACUCUCAUUUUGGUAUUAAUUAUUACACAGAAGCAAUUACUCCUCCUGGCAGCGGUGCCAGGAUGGUCUCCUAUUACAGCUGCCAGCCCAGGGCUCAGCUGAGGAUGCUCGGGUAUCUGGCAGGGCUCCUUCGACUGUGGUCCAGUGCAUCUCUAUUAACUCUGAAGCAUUGCUGGUUUUCUAGAUGCCAGAGAGGAGCAGGCAGAGGCUGAAACAUGAGGGAGAGGGGUGGGAAGGAUGGAGCAGGGAGCAGCAGUGAGUAGAGCAGGUUGGGAUGCUGGAGGGGGGGCAAUAUGGGGAACCCCCCCUGCACAGGAGCACUGCCAGCUACCCAAGCCCCAUAGCAGUGCCCCCCGUGCUUCCCAACCUUCCCUGCAAUCCCCCCAUUCCGGCUGCACCGCGUUCUCCCCGCAGCCGGCAGCGAGAGGGUUACGGAAGGCGGGGACGCACCGGGGCCGCACCGGUACGGGCACGGCCGGCGGUGGGCUCCCUCCCCCGGCCCGGGGAAGCCCCGAGCGAAGCCCCCGCGGGGCCGGAGCCCUCCGGGAUGCGGGAGGAGAGCAGAGGAUGCUGCCGGGAGCGGCGGGGCCGCACCUGCGCUGCCGCAACCGGGAGGCGGCGGGGUUGGGGCGGGGGCCGGGAGGGAGGGAGCGGAGCGGCGGGGCCGGGGCAGCGCAGGGGUCGCCCCCGAAGCCGGCUGCCCUCGAAGGAGGGGCAGGGAAGGAGGGAAGGAGGCAUCGCGACAUUUUUCCUCUCCGCGUCGCUCCGCUCCCUCGCAGCCAGGCAGUGCGCAGGGGCUGGGCAGGCCGGCUCGGCACGGCUCCCGGCCUUCGCUAUUUAUAAUCCCCAUCGCCUCCUCCGGCCGCUCUUCUGCGCGAGGAGAGCCCGGAGAGAACGGCUCCAAGAGAGGAGAGAGACCGCGGGGCUCCGCCGAACGGGGAUGCUGAGGGCGAUGUCCCGCUGAGCAUCUUUUCUCCGGGGUCGGAGUGUGAACAGCAUCGCGAUGCCGAGGAACAGGGAUUUCUCGGAGCCCGAGUACUCGGCCGAGUACUCCGCCGACUACUCGGUGAGCCUCCCGUCGGACCCCGAGCACGCCGUGGGCCGGACCCACGAGGUGACGGUGCGCAGCUCGGGGCCGUGCCUCUGUCUACCCCGCUUUAUGCGCCUCACCUUCGCUCCGGAGUCCCUGGAGAACCUCUAUCAGACCUAUUUCCGUCGCCAACGCCACGAGACCCUCCUGGUGCUGGUGGUCUUCGCUGCCCUCUUCGAUUGCUACGUCCUCCUCAUGUGCGCCGCGGUCUACGCCGCCGACAAGUUGGCCCCGGCGUUGGCAGCAGGGACCGGGUUGGCAGCCCACGUGUUGCUCUUCGCCCUCUGCAAAUACCGGCUGCUACCCGAGCGCGCUGCCCGUCGCUUCCUGCCCUACGUCCUUUGGGUCCUCAUCUUGGCCCAGAUCUUCUGUUAUUUGGGCCUCAACUUCUCGCGCUCUCCCGAGGCCAGCGACACGGUGGGCUGGCAGGCCUUCUUCGUCUUCUCCUUCUUCAUCACGUUGCCUCUACGCCUGGCGCCCAUCGUGCUCAUCACCGCCGUGUCCUGCGGCGUCCACACGCUGGUGCUCGGCGUCUCCGUUGCCCAACAGAGGCAGGAUGCCCUGGAUGAGGGCACGCUGCUGAGACAGAUCCUGUCCAACAUCGCCAUCUACCUUUGUGUCAUCACGGUGGGCACCAUGUCCUACUACAUGGCUGACCGCAAGCACCGCAAGGCCUUCCUGGAAGCACGACAGUCACUUGAGGUCAAGCUCAACCUGGAGGAACAGAGCCAGCAGCAGGAGCGGCUGAUGCUCUCCAUCCUGCCCAAGCAUGUGGCGGACGAGAUGCUGAAGGAUAUGAAGAAGGACCCGAGCCAGAAGGAGAUGCAGCAGUUCAACACCAUGUACAUGUACCGCCAUGAGAAUGUCAGCAUCCUCUUUGCAGACAUCGUGGGCUUCACACAGCUCUCCUCAUCCUGCAGUGCCCAGGAGCUGGUGAAGCUCCUCAACGAGCUCUUCGCCCGCUUCGACAAGCUGGCAGCCAAAUACCAUCAGCUGCGCAUCAAGAUCCUGGGUGACUGCUAUUACUGCAUCUGUGGGCUGCCCGACUACCGGGAGGACCAUGCCGUCUGCUCCAUCAUGAUGGGGCUUGCCAUGGUGGAGGCCAUUUCUUAUGUGCGGGAAAAGACCAAGACAGCGGUGGACAUGCGUGUGGGAGUGCACAGCGGGACGGUGCUGGGCGGCGUGCUGGGCCAGAAGCGUUGGCAGUACGACGUGUGGUCCACCGACGUCACUGUGGCCAACAAGAUGGAGGCAGGUGGCAUCCCUGGGCGUGUGCACAUCUCACAGAGCACCAUGGAUUGCUUGAAGGGUGAGUUUGAGGUGGAGCCAGGUGAGGGUGGCUCUCGCUGUGAGUACCUGAAGGAGAAGGGCAUUGUCACCUACCUCAUCGUGGUGCCCAAGCAGCCUCUACGCAAUGGCAUCAAUGGGGUGAAGCUGUCACUGACCUCAUCCCAUGGCGGCUCCCCACUGCUCGUCAACACCAAGGAGCGCAAUGGCAGUGUCAGCUUGGCGUGCACCAGCCCUGAGGAGCCUGAUGAGCCCGACACCAGGGUGAGGGGUACCCUGGAGAAUGGAGAGGAGGAUGGAGAGGCUGUGAACCCAUCCUUCCCCAACCCACGGCGCCGGCUGCGGCUACGGGACCUGGCUGAGAGGGUAAUUGAUGCAUCGCAGAAUGAGCAGGAGCUCAACAAGCUGCUCAAUGAGGCCCUCCUGGAGCGCGAGUCUGUCCAAGCGCUGAAGGGGAAGAGCACCUUCCGGCUCUCCAUGCGCUUCAUUGACCCUGAGAUGGAGACGCGCUACUCAGUGGAGAAGGAGAAGCAGAGCGGUGCUGCCUUCAGCUGCUCCUGUGUUGUCCUUUUCUUCACUGCCUUGGUGGAGGUCUUCAUCGACCCUUGGUUGGUGGCCAACUAUGUGACCUUUGCGGUAGGAGAGAUCCUGCUGCUCAUCCUCACCCUCUGCUCAUUGGCUGCCAUCUUUCCCCGGGUCUUCCCCAAAAAGCUUGUGGCCUUCUCCACCUGGAUUGACAGGACUCGCUGGGCACGCAACACCUGGGCCAUGGCUGCCAUCAUCAUUGUUACCAUGGCUGAUAUUGUGGACAUGCUCAGCUGCCAGCAGGACUACAGCGGGACAGGCAAUGGGACGGUGGUGCCACCACGGCCAGGCGGCUGUUGGGAGCAACCCAAAUACUACAGCUACAUCGCCGUGCUGGCCCUGGUGGCCACCAUCAUGCUGGUGCAGGUCAGCCACAUGGUCAAGCUGACUCUCAUGUUGCUGAUCACUGGGGCAGCUGGCACUGUCAACAUCUACGCCUGGGAGCACAUCUUCGACCAGUACGACCGCCACCGUAACCAGCAGAGCAUCAGGUCUUCACUGGUCCCCUCCAAGUACUCCAUGACAGCCAUGAUCUUCAUCGUGAUGCUCAGCUUUUACUACUUCUCUCGCCACGUGGAAAAGCUGGCGAGGACACUUUUCCUCUGGAAGAUUGAUGUCCAUGACCAGAAGGAGCGGGUCUAUGAGAUGCGGCGCUGGAACGAGGCCCUUGUCACCAACAUGCUGCCUGAGCACGUGGCCCGGCACUUCCUGGGCUCCAAGAAACGGGACGAGGAGCUGUACAGCCAGUCCUACGAUGAGAUUGGCGUCAUGUUUGCUUCUCUCCCCAACUUCGCUGACUUCUACACAGAGGAGAGUAUCAACAACGGGGGCAUCGAGUGCCUGCGAUUCCUCAAUGAGAUCAUCUCUGACUUUGACGCACUCCUGGAUGAACCCCAAUUCCGCUGCAUCACCAAAAUCAAAACCAUCGGCAGCACCUACAUGGCCGCAUCUGGAGUGACCCCUGAUGCUAACGCCAAUGGCUACAGCACCAAGAAGGAGAGCCUCUCGGAUAAGGAGCGCUGGCAGCAUUUGGCUGAUCUCGCCGACUUUGCCUUGGCCAUGAAGGUGACGCUGAUGAACAUCAACUACCAGUCCUUCAACAACUUCAUGCUGCGCAUAGGCAUGAACAAGGGCGCUGUGCUGGCAGGAGUCAUUGGUGCCCGCAAACCACAGUAUGACAUCUGGGGCAACACAGUGAAUGUGGCCAGCAGGAUGGAGUCCACUGGUGUGAUGGGGAACAUCCAGGUGGGACAGCACAACCUCAACAACCAAGGGGACAAACUGGGAGUUAUUCACAGGUGUUCACAGCCCUUGAAGUGCACUGUGAUUUGCACGGGAAGGGAAAGCAAUGCCAGCAGUACGCAGCAGGGCUGGGAGUGGUUGAUGGUUCCUCCAAGCUGGGAAUGGGGCAAGGCAUUGCUAAAAGUAGGGCACCUCAAGACGAUGGGCAGCUCGGUGGGUGGGUAAACCUGUUGCCCAAGCAGCACAUAGGGAUUGAGGAUGCUGGGCAGGGUCCCCCCAGCCUCCCACUGUGUCCAUUUGUUC
Molecule: messenger RNA, 4986 nt
Organism: Coturnix japonica (Japanese quail)
Lineage: Eukaryota; Metazoa; Chordata; Aves; Galliformes; Phasianidae
Gene: ADCY3
Product: adenylate cyclase 3
Biological process (GO): cAMP biosynthetic process; intracellular signal transduction; adenylate cyclase-activating G protein-coupled receptor signaling pathway
Cellular component (GO): plasma membrane
Molecular function (GO): adenylate cyclase activity
Source: RefSeq, a predicted model, not a curated record